ACAGAAUGUUUUGUUUUUACCUUGCAACUGUUUUAAGUUGUAACUUCAAAAAGUAAAUAAUGUAACAUUCCUUUAAUUAUGCUAAAACAGGUUUACAAUUUGCCGAGUCCGUCAACGAAACUUGUCAAUACCCAAAUUUUUCUGAGGUUGCCGCUACUCUACUACGUGAUCAAAAUCACCAUGCGCUCAACCCCCACCUUGUUCAGCCACUUCCACCUUUAGCCCCAACACGUGGUCAACAGGGAUUUGUUUGUAUACGGAAACUCCUGUGGUUUCACUGCCAAGUUUUUCAGAAUGUAAAUAUGAAUCACACGCUAUUCCGUCACACUGGGAUAAUCGAGAAAUGCCAGCAGAUAUUUUUCCCUCGCAGCACACCUCAACUACGGUAUGACCAACGUUCUACUUUCCAACAUCCAGCAAAAGCUAUUUUCGCAGUACACUACACAGUGUGAUAAGUGAUAGAUUUGUGGAAACGGAAACUGUAGAGUUCAUUUUCCCCAGAGAUACCGGGAACGACUUGGUGUAAAAGCAAGUGAAACACGAACGAUCAGGGUGUUUGAUGUUCAAAGAACAGAUUUACCUUUAUAAGGAAGGAAUUGUAGUGAUACUAAAUUGGCUACUUCAUGUUACGAAAACAUAACUUUGUUAUAUUUUAUUUUAAUACAAAUACAUAUUUUGAAAGAAAUAUCCCUGUUCGUGAAAAUAAAUGAACACCACCUACAUUUCCGCUUCGUAAAUAAACAAAUCGCAAAGGUGCUAAAAGAUAAACAUUUUCGAAUUUUCUGUAAAAUAUUCAGUUUAAACGUGCAAGUCAAAGAAAUGGCCGAAGUGACCAUAACCCAGUCAACAGGGGAAGACGAUCAACUAAACAGAUCCAACAGAGAAGCAUUAUUGAGGUUUUUUAGUGUGGACUCCAACAUCAACAUGGCCUGUAAUAUUUCUACUUCUUCGCCACCAACGUACAAUUUUUACAGCAAAGAUUUUGUGCUAAAAAUUACUCAGUUGGCGACUGGUAUUAUUUGCGUGGCUUUUUACACUAAAGGAGUAACUAUAUCGGCAGAGACUUUACCUUAUGUGUGUUUUCCACAUGUGGUUUUUGGCAGCUACAUAAUAAUAACUUCUGUUAUAAUUAUGAGUUACAUAUUCGGCCAAAUUAUGCCCGAUGUUGUAACAAGGGCGUUUUUGUCAAUCGGAAUGAUUUUAUAUUUUAUAUCAGCCACAAUUUCAAUCACGGUAUGGUCCAGUAAAAAAUCCCUUACGCCUGAUAUGGAUAUACCGCAAGCGCUACUUCUUGCGCAGGCUAUUUUAAGUUACGCAAAUUCUUUGCUGUAUGGUCUCGAUUUGUUUUUCAAUAUUAAAAAAGCUGUGAACUUCGAAGUGUAACUGUUGCACGGUUACAUUUUUAGAACUUAUU
Messenger RNA from Zophobas morio, 1414 nucleotides. RefSeq lists its product as uncharacterized. Lineage: Eukaryota; Metazoa; Arthropoda; Insecta; Coleoptera; Tenebrionidae. The coding region runs from base 820 to 1383 and encodes 187 amino acids. The transcript has 3 exons. The record is from RefSeq and is a predicted model, not a curated record.